Strongylocentrotus purpuratus (purple sea urchin) is the source of this 3809-nucleotide messenger RNA. RefSeq lists its product as uncharacterized. The transcript has 10 exons. Bases 306 to 2576 code for a protein of 756 amino acids. Gene Ontology annotation, cellular component: Golgi apparatus. The record is from RefSeq and is a predicted model, not a curated record. Gene Ontology annotation, molecular function: protein binding. Lineage: Eukaryota; Metazoa; Echinodermata; Echinoidea; Camarodonta; Strongylocentrotidae.
GUUACGGUGUUUCGAGGGACGCAGAAAGAAAUUACUGACGUUGGAAUGCAUUAUCUACCUCUGUUUCACAACCUUUUCUUCGUUUCGUGAGUCUGGGUAACUACAGCUUUGUAAUUGUUGGUUCCCCAUGCCACUGAAAACGAGCUUCUGAAGUAGAACCUAGGAUCAAGGGGUGAGAGAAUUAUGGCUAGAGGGGUCUGUAUUGUUAGGCAUCUGAAAGAACAGUAAACUGAAGUGCAAAUAUUGCCUUUUGGAAGUUCAGCACAGGAUGGGUAGAUCAGAAGAAGUGAGUGAUCGAUGAGAGAAUGAAUGAGGAUGUGAAGAUCACAGAUCUGCCAGCGCUGACCCACUCCAAGCUACACAUAGGACACAGCUUUGUGUGGACUCACCUCUUCCCUGAAACUGCACAGGUUCCUAAAACUCGUAGCAAGCAUGCCACCUGCCAUCACAAUGGGGCUAUCUACCUGUACGGCGGGGUGUGUGGUAACGUCUCCCUCAAGGACAUGUGGAGGUUUGAACCCAGCUCAAGCCUCUGGACCAAGCUAGAGUGCCGUGGGGACACCCCUCCCCUCCUACAGGAACACACUAUGGUUGGAUAUAAGGAAUCCAUCUUCAUCUUCGGUGGUCUGUGCGGGUUUGACAACCCCGGAGAGACCUCUCUCUGGAUCCUCGACCUCACAAAGUUCACCUGGCAGAAGCAGGUCAUCACCUCGGAGGUCAUGACCCCUACCAGUCGCAGAGGUCACUCGGUGGUGUGUCACAACGGAGGGAUGCACCUCUAUGGAGGUCAUGUGGACCUCAAGGGAUCCUGUAAUGAACUCUGGACCUUGGAUUUCGAAACCUUGUACUGGCACACCAUGGUGUAUAAUAACCAGGACCCUAGCCCGCCUCCCAGACACGGUCACUCAGCUGUCAUCCAUGAUAACGCCAUGUACAUCUACGGUGGUAGCAAGAAUCUUCAGCGACUUCAAGACAUGUGGAAGUGGGACUUUGGGAGUCGUCAGUGGACAAAGGUCCGUUAUUGGCAGGGCCCACCAGCCCUUCAUGGCCACUCUGCGCUCUCACUCGGGGACUCUAUGAUGAUCUACGGUGGGGAAGACAAGGACGGGGGAUUCAGAAGCGACCUCUGGAUAUUCAGUUACAGCUCUGAGAGUUGGACCAAGGUGCCUUACAAGGGUAGUAUCAUCCCCUCACCCACCAUCCACCAAACCUUCGAAAUGGACAUCCCACAGUCCGCCUCCCUCUACCCACCACAAGAUGAACGUUCCCUCUCCGCCCCCUUCCUGCAGCGACCCAGCAUGUCAUCCCUCCACGUCAGACCCCAUCAACGACCCCAUUCCUCCCCUCCUUACUCCAUCGAGACCGCCAAGAGUGGCAUGAAGGAGAGGGUCUUCAGGAACAAAGUCCACCCCAAUAGCGGCCAGACUACACCCGUUGAUGAGGGUAACCAUGGUGAUACAGUGAUGAUGUUGCGCAGGGAUGCAGAUGAUGAUGAUGUUCACGGCGAUGACAGUGGUACUGAGGAUGAUAUUGAUGAGGAGGAAGAUAUUUACAACUCAAGGAUUUUCAUUCCCGCCAAUGAGCUGACAACCUCCAGCAGGGAGAACUUGCUGGAAGACGAAGCAAGUCAGAAUACUGAUACAACCAUCAGGACUUUCAGGAAAACGAAAGUGAGACCGGUAGGGAUGGAUGCUAUGAGCCCAUCGGAUGAAGAAAGAAUUGAAGAAAAGACUCUAACAUCUGCUUUUGGAGAUUUACUGUUGACAGACCUUGAUCGAUUGAAUCACAAUGAUAUGACUGCCUCAAGAAACGCGAAAAUCCCAAGCAUACCUCGGGUUAGUAUUGAGGACUACGAUAAAAGUAAAACUGAAAAACCCCAAACAGUAAUCAGUAGGUCGCAUGGAUUUGGAAAUGAAAUGUCUGUCGGGAAUGCUGAGUGCAAUAAUCUUGCAAAGUUCAACAAGAGACCACAAAUUAUCCAGGUGCUGCCAAAAUCCAAAUCGGAUGAAAUCCCCCUGUUGAGCUGUUCCAUCGAUGACAUGAACUUGAAAAACAAGUGGCUGUCAAGCGAGCAAUUCGCAUUUGUGAACGAUGGUUUUACCAUUGGCGAUGACACUUCGAAGCCUCCGUGCCGUCCUCGAUCAAAUAGUUUAACAGAGCAGAAGUUGAUUGUCGAAACCCUGCGUGAUGAGCGCCAUCUCUCUCUCAAUGAUUUGCCAAACAUGGCGACGCUAAUUCUUCAGCAGCAUAACAGGACGUCCACGCACAAAAUCCAUGAAUAUCAUAAAGAACCUACCAAACGUGGAGAGAAACGUCCCGUGCUGAAGAAACGAUCUCAAACCGACCACGCCCUCUAUGCAAAGACCAUGCAAUAUAAGACCGAAGGUUUCAAUGGGAAUGUUCCCAUUGGCAAGGGGCGCCACCAUUUACCCGUACCUGUACACCUCUAUGUGUUUGGUGGUCAGGAACAUAAUGUUAGCAGUGUGCACAAGUACCAGACCAGGCUGCCAGUCUUCAGGUGUACCAUUGUACCAGGGAAGCUGUCACCUAGUCAAAUCCAGGCACUACUUCACUGACAACAAGAGUUCUGACCUUUGACCUCCCAUAUCUUCAUUGUAGCAAGAAGAGUGGAGAUAGUCACGUAACUGGAAGUUGCACUCCUUCACUGACAACAAGAGUUCUGACCUUUGACCUCCCAUAUCUUCAUUGUAGCAAGAAGAGUGGAGAUAGUCACGUAACCGGAAGUUGCACUCCUUCACUGACAACAAGAGUUCUGACCUUUGACCUCCCAUAUCUUCAUUGUAGCAAGAAGAGUGGAGAUAGCCACAUAACCGGAAGUUGCACUCCUUCACUGACAACAAGAGUUCUGACCUUUGACCUCCCAUAUCUUCAUCGUAGCAAGAAGAUUGGAGAUAGUCACGUAACCGGAAGUUGCACUCCUUCACUGACAUCAAGAGUUCUGACCUUUGACCUCCCAUAUCUUCAUCGUAGCAAGAAGAGUGGAGAUAGUCACGUAACCGGAAGUUGCACUCCUUAACUGACAUCAAGAGUUGGGACCUUUGACCUCCCAUAUCUUCAUCGUAGCAAGAAGAGUGGAGAUAGUCACGUAACCGGAAGUUGCACUCCUUCACUGACAUCAAGAGUUGGGACCUUUGACCUCCCACAUCUUCAUCGUAGCAAGAAGUACUGUGUACUGCUCAUAUUAUCAGACGAGGGGUAGCGAAAAGUAAUCAUCUACAAAAGCAUAUUUCCCUUUGAAAGUGGCCUGUUAGUUUGCAGCUAGGCAGGAAACUUUUGUCUACGUAUCUGCAAGGAAGAUCCAGUUAAGCACAUGCCUGACAUAUUUUCUCCUGGCAGCAUCAAGAUGGUACAAAGGGAAUGAGCUAGAUAGGACUUCAUCUCUUAAAUCUUGAGUAAAGUGCUCAUUAUCACCUCUGUCUACAUCAUAACAAGAAUUGUGGGAGUUUUGUUGUGCAAAACAAGACAGUGAUGCGUGUGUUCAUUCAUCCAUUACAGGAUCUAUCUACUCUUGUUAAGGCUGUUAAUUCACCUAUCAUACACUGAUCACCCUGAGAGCUUCUCAAGAUAGAUGAAGUCAAUUGGCAGGCAUCAACAAUUUAAGAGUAUAAUAACUUUCAUUAUCAAAACAGACUCAUUAUUCAUCUGAAUCUCCAUGUUCGCCUCUAAAUCUGAGCUUUAUAGUGCUCAGCAACGUGCCAAUUCCUUAUCAAAAUUAUGUUAUAUUUUGUUUGCAUAUUUGUAUGUAGAAAAUUGGAUAUUAUAUCUAACAUGUGUGCUAAUGCAAUAGA